Didymella exigua CBS 183.55 is the source of this 2178-nucleotide messenger RNA. Its product is annotated as purine-cytosine permease FCY21. Bases 232 to 1878 code for a protein of 548 amino acids. NCBI's taxonomy places the organism in Eukaryota, Fungi, Ascomycota, Dothideomycetes, Pleosporales, Didymellaceae. The transcript has a single exon. Gene Ontology annotation, biological process: transmembrane transport. Gene Ontology annotation, molecular function: transmembrane transporter activity. Gene Ontology annotation, cellular component: plasma membrane; fungal-type vacuole membrane. The record is from RefSeq and is a predicted model, not a curated record.
AAAUAGCACCUUCUACGCGAUAUGAAGCGCCCAAAGUACGGCAACACGCCAAGAUGUCGUCUUCACGCAGCACAACACCUGAUCGAGGUAUUUAGCAGCAAGCAUGAGAACCGGUGUUCGCAACUCAUCUGCACACUGUCCGGCCGACACUUGGUUGGAUGUUGUGUGGAGGGCAGCGAUCUGAGAGACACGGUCUGAACUUGAUCAGGUUAACGCCUGCGAAAGGACUUCAUGCUUUGCGACUCCAGAUGGGAGACUGCUACUGACUGGCAUAGCAGCCACCUUCACCGGCCCCUCAUGACGAACCCGAUCGAUGCGCCGAAUAUGCCACAUGGAGCAAACGAUGUGGAUAAUGAGAAAUCUAUACAAGCAGCCUUUGCGCCCAGUGUACACGAUGCGCUACCCACCGAUGAGCACCCGUCAAAGAGCACUGGCGGGCUGAAGCAAGUGUGGAGGCGCUUUGAAAGACAAUUAGUCGCGUACAAUCUCGAAGCGCGCGGCAUCCAGCGCGUAGAAGACCACGAGCGCCAGGAUCUAAGAGCACUAGGCUAUUCGCAGGUCGCAAUCAUGUGGUUUAGCGUCAAUCUCGCGGCGAACAACAUCACGUUAGGCAUGCUAGGCCCAGCUGUCUUUGCUCUCGGAUUCCUGGACAGUGUGCUGCUGAGCAUAUUUGGUGCCUUGGUGGGCUCAGUGAUGGUGGCGUAUAUCGCGACGUUUGGGCCGAAGAGCGGGAACCGGACGAUGAUUUUCUCGAGAUACAGUAUGGGAUGGUGGCCGAGCAAGAUCGUGGUGGUGCUGAAUAUCAUUGUGUUGCUGGGUUAUGGGAUGAUUGACUGCGUUGUCGCGGGGCAGAUUCUCUCUGCUGUGUCUGGCGAACGCAUGUCUGUGGUGGUCGGCAUCGUCAUUGUUGCGGUCAUUGCGUGGGCGAUCACUACCUUUGGGUACCAGAUCUUUCACUACUACGAGCGCUGGGCGUGGCUGCCGCAGCUUAUCGUGCUGUGUAUCCUUGCCGGCGUCGCGGGGCCACAUUUCAACAUCUCCGCCGAGUCGCAAGGUGAUGAGAACCCGGAUACCAUCAUCGGCAACAGAAUCAGCUUCUUCGGCCUAACGCUCGCCGCAGCUAUCACCUAUGGCGGCGGUGCUGCCGACUACUUCGUCUACUACCCCGCGCACACCUCCUCGGUCUGCAUCUUCAGCAUGACCCUCCUCGGUCUGCUGUGCAGCUUCACCUUCGCCUUCAUCUUAGGCAUUGGGCUUGCGUGCGGGAUGCUGAUCAAUACUUCCUGGGAAGCCGCAUACAGCACCUCUCAGGGUGCGCUAAUCAUCGAAGCCUAUGCGCCACUCGGCGCUUUUGGUUCCUUCUGCGGCGCCAUCGUCGCACUUGGACUCGUCGCCAACCUCAUCGUACCGACCUACAGCUCUGGUAUUGACGCACAGAUUCUCGGACGAUGGGCCGGCGCGGUGCCGCGUGUGAUAUGGAAUACGGUGGGCGUUGUUAUAUACACCGUCUGCGCGCUAGCAGGGCGUGCACAUCUCGCCGAGAUCUUCACGAAUUUCCUUGCGCUCAUGGGGUACUGGGUGUCUAUCUGGAUUGCGAUCGUGCUGGAGGAGCACUUCAUCUUUCGACGCAAAAUGGGCUGGAAUUGGGACUUGUGGAACCAGCAGAAGAAGCUUCCACUCGGCAUCGCUGCCUUCAUUGCGUUUGCGAUAGGCUGGGUUGGUGCGAUUCUGUUUAUGGCGCAGAUCUUGUACUAUAGCCCUAUUGCCCUGCUCGUCGGUACUUAUGGUGCGGAUAUGGGUAACUAUGUUGGAUUCGCGUGGGCUGCGCUGGUGUACCCUCCUCUGAGGACGUUGGAGAUCAAGAAGUUUGGGAGGUGAGCACCAGACAUGACCGUCGUAAGUCACGACUGUAAGUGAGCUGCAAAAGAGUGAUCCCAGGGGUGUCAGAAUGGUUCCGGUGACACUGUGCACUCUAAGUAGAACGAGUGCAAAAUGUUGUCUUUCGCUCACCACGCCUUCCUCGUAUGCACGGCUCGGCGCCUUCACCUUGAGUCCUGGUCACAACUCAUAAACCUUCGACUUCAACCUCAACGAUUACCCUGAUAUCGUCCUCGCCCACGCAUUGCUUCUAUCCAAACCGCGCUCGUCAUCAUACGCUCGAGCGCCAACAUGCCCUCC